AUGCGCUUCGCCUGGACCGCACUCCUCGGGUCGCUGCAGCUCUGCGCACUCGUGCGCUGCGCCCCGCCGGCCGCCAGCCACCGGCAGCCCCCUCGCGAACAGGCGGCGGCUCCCGGCGCCUGGCGCCAGAAGAUCCAAUGGGAGAACAACGGGCAGGUGUUCAGCCUACUGAGCCUGGGCUCGCAGUACCAGCCGCAACGGCGACGGGACCCCAGCGCCACCGCCCCGGGGGCCGCCAACGCCACCGCCCCGCAGAUGCGCACGCCAAUCCUGCUGCUCCGCAACAACCGCACCGCCGCGGCGCGAGUGCGGACGGCCGGCCCCUCUGCAGCCGCAGCCGCAGCUGGCCGCCCCAGGCCCGCCGCCCGCCACUGGUUCCAAGCUGGCUACUCGACGUCUGGGGCCCAAGACGCUGGGACCUCGCGCGCUGAUAACCAGACGGCACCGGGAGAGGUCCCGACGCUCAGUAACCUGCGACCGCCCAACCGCGUGGACGUGGACGGCAUGGUGGGCGACGAUCCGUACAACCCCUAUAAGUACACCGACGACAACCCCUAUUACAACUAUUACGACACGUACGAAAGGCCCAGACCUGGGAGCAGGUACCGGCCCGGAUAUGGCACCGGCUACUUCCAGUAUGGUCUUCCGGACCUGGUGCCUGAUCCCUACUACAUCCAGGCGUCCACAUACGUGCAAAAGAUGGCCAUGUACAACCUGAGAUGCGCUGCGGAGGAAAACUGCUUGGCCAGCACAGCAUACAGGGCAGAUGUCAGAGAUUAUGAUCACAGGGUGCUGCUAAGAUUUCCCCAGAGGGUGAAAAACCAAGGGACAUCUGAUUUCCUACCAAGUCGACCAAGAUAUUCCUGGGAAUGGCACAGUUGUCACCAACAUUACCACAGCAUGGAUGAAUUCAGCCACUAUGACCUGCUUGACGCCAGCACCCAGAGGAGAGUGGCUGAGGGCCACAAGGCGAGUUUCUGUCUUGAGGACACAUCGUGUGACUACGGCUACCACAGGCGGUUUGCAUGUACUGCACACACACAGGGCUUGAGUCCUGGCUGCUAUGAUACCUAUAAUGCCGACAUAGACUGCCAGUGGAUUGAUAUCACUGAUGUCAAACCUGGAAACUAUAUUCUCAAGGUCAGUGUGAAUCCCAGCUAUCUGGUGCCUGAGUCGGACUAUUCCAACAAUGUCGUCCGCUGUGAAAUUCGUUACACAGGACAUCACGCGUAUGCCUCGGGCUGCACAAUUUCACCGUGA
Rangifer tarandus platyrhynchus (Svalbard reindeer) is the source of this 1260-nucleotide messenger RNA. NCBI's taxonomy places the organism in Eukaryota, Metazoa, Chordata, Mammalia, Artiodactyla, Cervidae. The record is from the annotation of a GenBank genome assembly.